Hypanus sabinus (Atlantic stingray) is the source of this 5916-nucleotide messenger RNA. RefSeq names its product ERC protein 2 (gene erc2). The transcript has 21 exons. Gene Ontology annotation, biological process: regulation of synaptic plasticity; maintenance of presynaptic active zone structure; neuromuscular synaptic transmission. Bases 469 to 3822 code for a protein of 1117 amino acids. Gene Ontology annotation, cellular component: cytoskeleton of presynaptic active zone. NCBI's taxonomy places the organism in Eukaryota, Metazoa, Chordata, Chondrichthyes, Myliobatiformes, Dasyatidae. Gene Ontology annotation, molecular function: structural constituent of presynaptic active zone. The record is from RefSeq and is a predicted model, not a curated record.
GUUAAAUCAAGCCUGGCUGGGAUAAGCUGAAUGGUGAAAGGCUGAGGAGGGAUUCCUAAGGUCUGAUACAUUGUGGAUUCGAGAAGCCCCUGCCAUCAAUAUUCAACAAGCAAUCAAGUGCUGAUUGAUACCCAAAAUAUCUAAAAUAAAGAUACAGGACGUACAAUUUGGGCUGCUUGUUUUUGGCAUUGAUCCUGCAUUUUCAACUGCAAUUCCGCAUUCUCCAGUAAAAUAAAUUGUGAUUUUGGAUGCUUUGACUCUAGGAUCAGCCUCACUGAGGCAAGACAUAACUGCAGAUCAUUUUAUCUAAUUGAUCAGAGAAUAGGGUGAGCCCUUAUCUCCUGCCACCAGUGGCAAUGCAGUAACCAGCUCCGACAGGCAGCAGGUGUCGACUGACUGCACCUUCUUACAGCGAUUCCUGCGUCCGCCCUGUAUUUUCAUUUGCUUUUUGAUACAGCCAAACUCACCAUGUACGGAAGCUCCAGGGCAGUGGGCCAUGUCGAAGGCAGCCCGUCGAGGUCUCCCCGACUUCCGCGGUCUCCUCGGCUGGGCCACCGGCGAACAAAUAGCAGCGGAACAGGAGGGGCAGGGAAAACUUUGUCAAUGGAAAACAUCCAGUCUCUUAACGCCGCCUACGCCACCUCUGGACCCAUGUACCUGAGUGACCACGAGGGAGUCGCCUCCACCAGUUUUCCCAAGGGAACCAUGACCCUGGGCCGAGCAACAAACCGGGCAACCUAUGGAGGCCGUGUCACGGCCAUGGGCAGCAGUCCGAACAUCGCCUCCGCGGGGCUCCCUCCCGGGGGAGACGCCCUCUCGUUCAGCGACCACCACCAACAGCAGCACAGUGCCAUGAUCACUCCAUCCUCUCACCAUCACCACCAUCACCACCAAGUGCCCUCCACCUUGAGGCAGGUCCGUGAUAACACCAUGGUUGAUCUGCAGGCACAGCUCAAAGAGCUGCAGAGGGAGAACGAGACACUCCGGAAGGAACUGGAAAUCAAGGACACCAAGCUUGGAUCAUCAAUGAACAGCAUCAAAACCUUCUGGAGCCCUGAGCUGAAGAAAGAACGAGUGUUGAGGAAAGAGGAAGCCGCCAGAAUGUCUGUCCUCAAAGAACAGAUGAGAGUAUCUCACGAGGAAAGUCAGCAUCUACAAUUAACCAUUCAAGCAUUGCAAGAUGAACUUCGAACACAGAGAGAUCUUAAUCAUCUUCUUCAGCAGGAGAAUGUUAACAGAGGUGCCGAGCACUAUACCAUUGAGCUCACGGAGGAAAACUUCCGUAGGUUGCAGGCAGAGCAUGAACGUCAAGCCAAAGAGCUAUUUCUUUUGAGAAAGACUCUGGAAGAAAUGGAGUUGAGGAUUGAAACACAGAAGCAGACGUUGAAUGCAAGAGAUGAGUCAAUUAAGAAACUGCUAGAAAUGCUACAGAACAAGGGAUUGCCCUCCAAAUCUAUGGAAGAGGAACAUGAGAAAAGUCGGAGAAUAUCUGAGGCAGAGUCUCAGGUGAAUCAUCUGGAGGUACUACUGGACCAAAAAGAGAAAGAAAAUAUUCAGCUUAGAGAGGAACUACACAGGAGAACCCCACUUCAGCCAGAGUCCGCAAAGACAAAGGCUCUACAAACUGUAAUUGAAAUGAAGCGUUCAUCAUCAUAUGACUUUGGGCCUGAUAAGAUAUGGCAGGAUACAAAGAUAGCUUCAUUGGAGAGAAAUAUCAGAGAUCUAGAAGAUGAAAUCCAAAUGUUGAAGACAAACGGAGCAUUGAGUACCGAAGACCGUGAAGAGGAGCUUAAGCAAAUGGAAGUUUACAAGAGUCAUUCAAAGUUCAUGAAAAAUAAGAUUGAUCAGUUAAAACAGGAUUUGUCAAAGAAGGAAUCUGAACUUCUCGCCUUACAAACCAAGCUGGAGACGCUGAAUAAUCAAAAUUCUGAUUGUAAGCAACAUAUUGAGGUUCUCAAAGAAUCACUCACUGCCAAGGAACAGAGAGCUGCCAUACUUCAAACUGAGGUGGAUGCAUUAAGGCUGCGACUUGAGGAAAAGGAAAGUUUCCUUAACAAAAAGACAAAACAGCUUCAAGAUCUUACAGAGGAAAAAGGAACGCUUGCGGGAGAAAUACGUGAUAUGAAAGAUAUGCUGGAAGUGAAAGAGAGAAAGAUCAAUGUCCUCCAGAAAAAGAUUGAAAAUCUUCAGGAACAACUUAAAGACAAAGAUAAGCAGCUCAACAACUUGAAAGACCGAGUUAAGUCAUUGCAGACAGAUUCUAGUAAUACAGAUACAGCAUUGGCAACUCUAGAAGAAGCUUUAUCAGAGAAGGAGAGAAUUAUAGAACGUCUAAAGGAACAACGUGAACGAGAUGACCGCGAACGAUUGGAAGAGGUCGAAUCAUAUAAAAAAGAAAAUAAAGAUCUUAAAGAGAAGAUUAACAACUUGCAAGCUGAACUGGCAGAAAAAGAGUCUAGCUUGAUUGACUUGAAGGAACAUGCAUCUUCUUUGGCUUCAACAGGCUUAAAGAAAGAUUCCAAAUUAAAAACUCUAGAAAUUGCUAUUGAGCAAAAGAAAGAAGAAUGUAGUAAGUUGGAAGCACAAUUAAAGAAGGCUCAUGAUGCUGAAGAAGAUGCACGGUUGAACCCAGAAAUGUGUGAGAAACUGAGACAACUUGAGAAGGAUGUGGCUUACUACAAAGAGGAGUCUGAUAAAUCCCAGGCUGAAGUUGAUAGACUCUUAGAAAUUCUGAAAGAAGUGGAAACGGAGAAAAAUGACAGAGAUAAGAAAAUAGCGGAACUUGAAAGACAAGUAAAGGAUCAGAAUAAAAAAGUGGCCAAUCUGAAGCACAAGGAGCAAAUGGAGAAAAAGAAGAAUGCACAAUUGUUGGAGGAAGCACGAAAACGUGAAGACAACCUGACUGAUAACUCACAGCAGAUGGAGGAAUCAGUGCAAAAGAAAGAUGAAAGAAUUGAGGAAUUGGAAGAAGCCCUGCGUGAAAGCGUACAAAUAAAUGCGGAAAGAGAGGUGGUUCUCGCCCGGGAAGAGGCUUCUAGAUCUUCUGCAGAGAAACAGUUAGAAGAGCUAAUGGCAACGUUGGAGAAGACCAAGCAGGAACUAGAUUCCACUAAGGUCAGGCUGAGCUCAACUCAGCAGUCUCUGGCUGAGCGCGAGGCACACCUUGCCAAUCUGAGAAUAGAGCGGAGAAAGCAGCUGGAGGAAGUGCUUGAGAUGAAACAAGAAGCACUGCUGGCAGCGAUCAGUGAGAAGGAUGCAAACAUUGCCUUAUUAGAAUUGUCUGCCUCCAAAAAGAAAAAGACACAAGAUGAAGUCAUUGCUCUUAAACGUGAGAAGGACAGACUUGUGCAACAGCUGAAACAGCAGACACAAAAUCGGAUGAAACUCAUGGCGGAUAAUUAUGAUGAUGACCAUCACCACCAUCACCAUCACCACCACCACCAUCGUUCACCGGGAAGAUCACAGCACAGUAACCACAGGCCCUCUCCUGAUCAGAUGAUCCAGUCACUGUUGGAGGCAUUCAACCACCGCGUCAAAUUAAAACUGUACAUCGAUCACCUGACUACACUUUGCCUGGAGCGGAAUCCGCAAGUCUUGGCAGGAUUGCCAUCAUUAUCGGUCAUGGAGGAAGAGGAGGAUGAGGUUUCCCGGGAACGUCAGUUGCAGAGUUUGACACCUGUACAGUUAGCAGAGGAGCUGGAGCGAGGUGAAAAGGAAAAUGUGGCACUACAGGAGUACACAGACAAUUUGCUUCAACGAAUUUCAGAUCUAUGCCCGGAUGUCCUGGAACAAGUCAUCAAAAUGCUGGAAGAAGCAGCUUGAUACAGUAAAAAGUGAGGUAAUGGUGAUAUCAUGAAGUGAGUUAAAAAGAGCCCCACCACCACCAAAUCCAGCAUUAAUGCAACUAAAGUCAAUCUUCAUCCAGCUGAAUUUAUAUACACCUUAAUAGUAUUAUGAGUAUCAUUCCAAAUAUAAUUGGCUUCCCAAUAAUGACUAAGAAAUAGUCGGUACUCUGAAAGCCCACAUCAUGAUUAGGUGCAUCCUGCUUGAGAUGCCUAUUGCUUGCAGCUCUUUCUUAUCAGCUUCAGCCUUCAACCCAAUAUUGUCAGCUUCUGCAAGUUCAGCAGUCAUAAUGGGUUUGGGGAACUCCUCGGGUCAUCUUAUUCUCUCACUCACACCUGAAUUUCCAGUUGAGUAGGAAAGAGGAGAACUUUUAUAAGCUUUUAACAUCUAUGCAUUAAAUAGUAAGCUUUUGUGUAGGAGUAAAAGGUGUUCAAUUGUUAAGGUGAAAGAGUUAUCAAACAGUUGACAAGGAUUAUCCUUCUGAACAAAAACAACCUGUGCCUCUCAAAAUGUACUGUACAUCUGAAUAUGUUGAUUCGAUGAUUGAUUUACAAUAGUGUUGAAAUGGAAGAGUAUUCAAAAUUCUGAAACUGGCCUAUCAGAUUGGGAUUGCUUUGUGCAUAGAACAUGUUCAGGAAGAAGGAAGUGAACUUCCUUCUUGCUGAGAUAGUGAAGUACUCAGAUGACAACUGUUGUACUUCAUUUUGAAAGAUUCUUGAAAAAGUUUGACAGUAUCUUACGUCUGAUUUAUAAGUAUCGAAACUUGUGCAUUUAUAUGAUUUGAAUUCUUAAUGCAUUAUCACACUUAGCAGCAGAGGUGCUUCAUUGUUGUGAGUGGAAAUGCAAUAGAAAACUUUCUACUGCUUAAGUAAAACCAAACCUCAGAUCUUCCUCUGGUAAAGGGGAAAAGUUCUUAGGAAAAUGUUUAGCACAUCUGGCAAAUUUUGCACUCCUAGAGAACACAGACAACAAGGAGCAGUAAGCAACACAGUUGUCACAUUGGGGUUGUGAUCCUUUGAGUGCCCUAACAAGCAGUUCUCUUAUGUUCUAUAGUCCAACUGAAUACUUGAAGUAGGAAAUUCUUACCACAAGGACCUAAUCUUAAGUAAAUGUCAUAGUUAAAAGCAUAAAACAGUGAUGUUUAGCUGUUAGUUCAUUUAUAUGUAAUGUGCCAAUUUUGGAACAGUUGGGGAAAUUAAAUUGUUCCCAGAUUAUAGUGAUACUGAUCGAAAGGUGAUCCUCAAAUCAGGGUAUCAAAACAAGACUUUUGGGGGAUAAGAAAACUGUUCUACCAAUGGAAAAGAACAAUUCUUGUUACAUGUUUUACAGAAUUUCAAGGAAAUUUCUUUUGAUACUUUGGCAUAGAACACUGGUUAAGAUAAACACUGUGACAAACUGACGGUAUCGUUUUAGUUUUGUGUCAUUGGUAAACAUCUUGCUUUGAGUCGUAACAAAACAAAAGAUUAUCAUUAAUGCAACUUCUCUUUUCCAUUCGCUUGUUUUCAGAUAAAUAACUUGACUGGUGUUCUGAUUGUUAUCAAGCCUGUAUUAUAUACUGUGUCAAUUACUGUACAGUAAUUUUUGUAUUUGAGAUUUGUGUAUCAAAAUGCACGCAAUUUCUGUUUGACUUUUAUUUGAAAGUGGAUAAAAAUAUAAUUUCCUAUUAGUCUUUACAAGCAAAUCAUAAAAUAUUGACACAGUGCUUAUCUGCAAUGUAUUGUGUAGAAUGGUGUUUGAAUGUGAUGUGCUGGAAUAUGUAUAUCAGCAAUUCUCCAGGUUGCCUCUUAUAUGUGUUCUGUCAGAUUUUAGUAUCCUUCUUGUCCUAUUCUUUUCAAGUUCGUGGCAUGUCAUGGGCUCUGCUGUUGAUAUAUAGUGAAGAUGUUGACAUGGUACCAAAAGGAAUCCUUGAGUAUGGUUAACAACCAUGGGCAUGUUUUAAAACUGUUACUGUGCAUCAUUAUCUCGUGGACAUGUAGGGGUAUAUAAGGUUCAAAACAUUGUUAUUAAUGUGCAAGAAAUAUUUAGUGUUGCCCAGCUUGUUUAUAUAUUCAUUAAAUAAAACUUUCUUUCUGA